Messenger RNA from Cucurbita moschata (crookneck pumpkin), 4746 nucleotides. RefSeq names its product pleiotropic drug resistance protein 2-like. Gene Ontology annotation, molecular function: ABC-type transporter activity; ATP binding; ATP hydrolysis activity. Bases 286 to 4602 code for a protein of 1438 amino acids. The record is from RefSeq and is a predicted model, not a curated record. NCBI's taxonomy places the organism in Eukaryota, Viridiplantae, Streptophyta, Magnoliopsida, Cucurbitales, Cucurbitaceae. The transcript is spliced from 20 exons. Gene Ontology annotation, cellular component: membrane.
UAACAGAAACACGUCGGCCUCAAAUAAGAGAGUCGGAAACUUCUUCCAUUAAAUGGAUUUGAACCGCCUUAUUUUCCUUCCAUUAAAUCUUCGUCUCUUUCCCUUAUACUCCCCGUCCCUCUGCCGCCCCACCUUAAAUUUCAUUAUCUCAGACCGCCGGGGUUCUACUCUCGCCGGAAGAAUCGAAGGAGAUGAGUCAGAUGAUGCCGGAUACUCGUAUAUGAAUCGAUCGUUUUCUUUUAUCCAUUGUCGAUCAAUGCGCUAGGUUUGUGCCUCGAGGAACUUAUGGAUACGGGAAUAGCAAGGGAGGAACUAGGCCGAAUAGCCAGUAGUCGGCGGAGUUGGGCGUCGGUUAGCGUAGGAGAAGUAUGGCAGUCGCAGGCGGACGUGUUUACAAGAAGCGGAAGAAUGGAUGAUGAGGAAGAGUUGCGAUGGGCGGCGAUAGAGCGGCUUCCGACGUACGAUCGGAUGAGGAAGGGAAUGCUUCGGCAAGUUCUGGAGAAUGGAAGCGUGGUUCAUGAGGAAGUGGAUGUGACGGCGUUGGGAUUUCAGGAGAGGAAACGGCUGAUGGAAAGCGUGGUGAAGGUUGUGGAAGAAGAUAAUGAGAAGUUUCUGAGACGGAUCAGAGAGAGAAGCGAUAGAGUGGGGAUUGAAACACCCAAAAUUGAAGUUCGUUUCCAGAAUUUGUCAGUCGAAGGGGACGUUUACGUUGGAAGUAGAGCUCUGCCCACUGUGCUCAACGCUGCACUUAACACGCUCGAGAGCUUGCUUGGGUUGAUAGGGUUGGCUCCGUCCAAGAAGAGAAAAAUUCAUAUACUUAGAGGUCUCAAUGGAAUAAUCAAACCUUCAAGGAUGACAUUACUUCUGGGUCCUCCAAGCUCUGGGAAAACUACGCUGUUGUUGGCACUCUCUGGGAAACUCGAUCAUAAUUUGAAGGAAAGUGGAAAAGUGACAUAUUGCGGACAUGAACUACAUGAGUUUGUGCCUCAAAGAACCUGCGCCUAUAUCGGUCAACAUGACCUUCAUUGUGGAGAGAUGACAGUGAGAGAGACAUUAGAUUUCUCUGGUCGUUGCUUGGGCGUUGGCACAAGAUAUCAACUUUUGACUGAGCUAACAAGAAGAGAGAAAGAAGCAGGCAUUAAGCCAGACCCUGAGAUCGAUGCCUUCAUGAAGGCCAUCUCUGUUUCAGGCCAAAAAGCAAGUUUGGUUACAGAUUAUGUUCUCAAGAUACUUGGGUUGGAAGUUUGUGCUGAUAUUUUAGUGGGUGAUGAAAUGAGGAGGGGAAUCUCUGGUGGCCAGAAGAAACGGGUUACUACAGGGGAGAUGCUGGUUGGGCCAGCUAAGGCUUUGUUUAUGGAUGAAAUAUCAACAGGCUUAGACAGUUCCACCACAUUUCAGAUAUGCAAAUCCAUGAGGCAAAUGGUUCAUAUAAUGGAUGUAACGAUGGUCAUAUCUCUGCUACAACCAGCUCCUGAAACUUAUAAUCUAUUUGAUGAUAUCAUUCUGCUUUCAGAAGGUCAAAUCGUGUAUCAAGGUCCGAGAGAAAAAGUGCUUGAAUUCUUUGAAUUUAUGGGUUUUAGAUGCCCAGAAAGGAAAGGAGUUGCUGAUUUUUUACAAGAAGUGACAUCAAAAGGGGACCAAGAACAAUAUUGGUAUAAAAAAAACCAAUCAUAUAGAUUCAUUUCUGUUCCUGAUUUUUUGCAAGGAUUCAAGUCUUUUAGCAUUGGCCAACAGCUUGCCUCUGAUCUUGAUGUGCCUUAUGACAAAUCUAGAGCUCACCCAGCUGCAUUAGUCAUGGAGAAAUAUGGUUUAUCUAAGUGGGAGCUAUUCAGGGCGUGCUAUUCAAGAGAGGUACUGCUAAUGAAGAGAAAUGCUUUUAUCUAUGUGUUCAAGACGGUCCAGAUCACUAUCAUGUCCAUCAUUGCUAUGACUGUGUUUCUGAGGUCUGAAAUGCAAGUGGGCACUGUAACUGGUGGAGGCAAGUUCCUUGGAGCCUUGUUUUUCAGCCUCAUGAAUAUCAUGUUUAAUGGAAUGGCAGAAAUGGCUCUCACUCUCUUCAGGCUUCCAGUGUUCUUUAAACAGAGGGAUUUCUUGUUCUAUCCUGCCUGGGCAUUCAGUUUGCCUAUUUGGCUCCUCAGAAUUCCUCUAUCUCUCGCAGAAUCAGGGAUAUGGAUUCUUCUAACUUAUUACACAAUUGGGUUUGCUCCUGCUCCUAGUAGGUUCUUCAAGCAAUUUUUGGCCUUCUUUGCCACUCAUCAAGCAGCUCUAUCGCUAUUUAGACUUAUGGCUGCUAUUGGAAGAGCGCUAGUUAUUGCAAGUACUUUGGGCACCUUUGCUCUUUUAAUAGUUUUCUUGCUUGGAGGUUUCAUUAUUGACAGAGAGAACAUCGGGCCAUGGAUAAUUUGGGGCUUUUACAUUUCUCCCAUGAUGUAUGGACAAAAUGCCAUUGUCAUCAAUGAGUUCCUAGAUGAAAGAUGGAGCAAGAAAAAUACAGAUAAUAGAAUUAAUGAACCUACUGUUGGGAAAGUGCUCCUUGCAAGUAGGGGUUUCUUUAAGGAAGAAAAUUGGUACUGGAUUUGCAUUGCGGCACUUUUCGGCUUUAAUCUUCUCUUCAACAUUCUAUUUACAAUAGCUUUGACUUACUUGAAUCCGCUUGCCGAUGCAAAGGCUCUCAUUUGCAUGGAUGAAGACAAGAAGAAAAGAAAAAAUAAUAGGUCCAAUGCACAAGAAAUAGUAGCUGAUUUAGAUCCAUUGCAAAGGGGAGGAAUGGUUUUGCCUUUCCAGCCACUUUCACUUGCAUUCAACCAUGUUAACUAUUAUGUGGAUAUGCCUACUGAAAUGAAGAUGCACGGGAUUGAGAAAGAUCGUCUUCAACUGUUAGACGAUGUCAGCGGAGCUUUUCGACCAGGGGUAUUAACAGCUCUUGUGGGUGUUAGUGGUGCUGGGAAAACUACACUCAUGGAUGUACUAGCUGGAAGAAAGACCAGCGGUUAUAUUGAAGGAAGUAUAUGCAUCUCUGGUUACCCAAAGAAGCAAUCAACCUUUGCUCGAGUAAGUGGUUAUUGUGAACAAACUGACAUUCAUUCGCCUCACGUUACGGUCUACGAGUCUCUCCUCUUUUCUGCUUGGCUCCGCCUUUCCUCCAAUGUCGAUACCGAAACAAGAAGGAUGUUUGUGGAAGAAGUUAUGGAACUAAUAGAAUUAGAUGCAUUGAGAAAUGCUUUAGUGGGGCUUCCAGGAGUAGAUGGUCUUUCAACCGAACAAAGGAAAAGAUUGACAAUAGCAGUGGAGUUGAUUGCUAAUCCAUCAAUCAUCUUCAUGGACGAACCAACUUCUGGUCUUGAUGCUAGAUCUGCUGCCAUUGUUAUGCGUACCGUGCGAAAUACAGUUGAUACUGGGCGAACCGUUGUAUGCACAAUUCACCAGCCAAGCAUAGACAUUUUUGAAGCUUUUGAUGAGCUACUGCUCUUGAAACAUGGUGGACAAAUGAUCUAUGCCGGACCACUUGGUCAGCGAUCUUGCAAACUCAUUGAAUAUUUUGAGGCUAUUCCAGGGAUUCCAAAGAUUGAAGAUGGUCAGAAUCCAGCUACAUGGAUGCUUGAGGUUACUGCUCCUCAAAUUGAGGCUCAACUUAAUAUUAAUCUUGCUGAGACUUUUGCUAAAUCUCCAGCUUAUCAGAGGAACCAAGAACUUAUACUGGAGCUUAGUACCCCAGCUUCAGGGUCCAAAGACCUAAACUUCCCAACCGAAUACUCACAAUCGUUUUUCUCUCAAUGCAAAGCUUGUUUCUGGAAACAACAUCGCUCGUAUUGGCGACAUCCUCAAUACAAUGCCAUACGCUUCUUCAUUACAAUAGUUAUUGGUAUCUUAUUUGGUCUAAUUUUCUGGGACAAGGGACAAAAAUUAGCCAAAGAACAAGAUGUGUUAAAUGUUAUGGGUGCUAUAUAUUCUGCUGUCAUCUUCCUUGGAGCUACCAAUGCUUCAUCUGUGCAGUCCGUGGUUGCUAUCGAAAGAACGGUUUUCUAUCGAGAAAGAGCUGCCGGGAUGUAUUCUGCUUUGCCGUAUGCAUUUGCUCAGGUGGCAAUUGAGACUGUUUAUGUUUCUGUUCAAUCUUUAAUUUAUUGUGUCAUUAUUUAUAGUAUGAUUGGAUUUGAAUGGAAAGUGGGGAAGUUCUUGCUGUUCUGCUACUUGGUUCUUAUGUGUUUUACAUACUUCACACUGUAUGGGAUGAUGGUUGUAGCCGUGACUCCAGGCCACCACAUUGCAGCCGUGGUCAUGUCCUUCUUUCUUGGCUUUUGGAAUUUGUUCACUGGUUUUCUUAUUCCUCGACCGGCAAUCCCCAUAUGGUGGAGGUGGUAUUACUGGGCUAAUCCUGUGGCUUGGACAAUUUAUGGCAUUGUAGCUUCUCAAGUUGGUGACAAAGAUAUUCCUGUUCAGAUACCCGGAUUUGGAAAUGUAGGACUAAAGAUGUUCCUUAAGCAAGGUUUCGGGUACGACCACGACUUCAUCCCUGUCGUGGUCAUAGCACAUGUCGUCUGGGUUCUCGUCUUCUUCUUCGUGUUUGCCUAUGGAAUCAAAUUCUUCAACUUCCAGAAGAGAUAGCCAAUCCUGUCAGUGUCCUCUGCACUCUCAUGUCAAAUUUCUUACUUCAUUACCUUCAUACUAUACCCUUUUGUACCACAGAAAUCAAUUACUUUAGAGCAAUAAAUGAGGAAACCAAAUGGUAGUACCCCCUUUGCUUGCUCA